GUGCAGUGAAACUACUUCACACACCGCGAAAUGUGAUCCCUUCAUCCUACCCUCCAGGCUUCACGUUCGACUCGGUGUGACGCCGACCGCAGCAUUGAAGGCUUGGGGACGACAACAACCAUGGCACCCGAUAUCAACUCCCUGCCUUCGUCACCGCGUUCAGUCCAGCAGGCAGCAUCUCCCCCUCUCUCCAAUACAACACCGAGACGAACGUCACAGCCCAUGCCUCCCCCUCCUCUCCCCCUUCCAGCAACAAACCCAUCUCCUGCUGCCCACUCCGCCAAUCUCUAUCGCAGUCCAGUCAUGAACAGCAAUGAGCUCCACGGCGAGCCGCUGCGACAUCCACGUCCCUUGACUGCAGCCGAGUUGUACCUGGAAUGUGAGAAGGAGCAGGAAGCAGUGGUCAACCGCCUCACCCGCGAACUAACCGCCCUGCGAGCCCAAUCAGCCUCAGUGGCCUCCAACGCCUCGCACUCCUCCAACUCCACCUCCGCCUCCCUCCUACCCGUCGACAUCUCCGAUCCCAACCCCACCCACCAAAUCAUCGGCGCCACCCACCCCACUCCCUCCCGCCGACACCGCUCUUCUAGCUCCGUCAGCACCAGAAGCAUCCCGCAUACUCCAUCCACCGUAUCUACGGCUACAAACACCUCCACACAAGCCCACGCAGGCAGCACAACCAGCACCUCACACAACACACAAUCCCAAGCCUCUGCUGAUCGAGCAGCAGCAGCCGGGGGAGCAGGCAGCAGUCGCCCGCCAUCCUUCUCUGCCUCCGCCUCCGGCACAUCUACCCCCGCCCGCCAAUCCUUGGACCUCCCCCGUCAAACCCCCUACUCCUUUGCUGUCCCCUCUCGCCCGUCCAUCUCCCGCGACGCCUCUUACUCCUCUAUGUCCGCACAGCAAGGCACACCUGCCGCACCAACACAUCACAUCACCUCCCCGCACUACAUCGACACAGCAAACUACCGAAGCGAACUCGAGAACGUGAAAGCGGAGAACGAAAAUCUUCGCCAGCGCGUGCGCGCUUUGGAAAUGGCUCUUCGCGCCCGGCGCCGCGAUAGCAGCAACUCGGACGUUUCGCGCCCUUCGCGCCCGAGAGACAACAGCGGUACCUCUGCCAUCGCGAGUCCGCCAUUCGUCACUACGCCUCCCGAGAGCGGACGUACGGCAUUCAUCCCCACCGGCGUGGCGGCUUGGGCCGCUGCAGAUGGCGGAGUGGGCGGGGUCGCGCCCCCGAGGGAAAGGAGCGAGAGCCAGAGUACCACGGCUAGUAGUCGGCGAGGCAUGGCUGGGGCGGAAGACGAAGUCAAGCUCGGAGAGAGUGCGGGGAGUGUUGGGGUAGGGAGAGGUUCAUGAGAGCUAGCAAGAUGGGCGAUUAUGAGUUUUCACGACGAUGAUGCAGUAGCUCCUUUGUUUCACAGCGUGAGCGUGGAGUUUCAAUGCUAGGAAUGUCCAUUAGACAUCCAUGAACGAUUAGAAUGAUUCAAUCUGCGCAUCUCUCCGUCCCCUCCUUUCCAACCAUCUGACCAUCUCGGCAGAACCGCAAUCACUAUAUAUUGAAUCCUCCACGCUUGCCAUCUAACCAAUGACCGAUAGCAUCAAUCGAUGCCAUCGGUCGGCGGCCCAAAAAAUGCAAACCUGUUGGGGUCCUACGAGUCUCGCCUUGCUUUCUCUCCUGAA
Messenger RNA from Neohortaea acidophila, 1683 nucleotides. RefSeq lists its product as uncharacterized. The transcript has 2 exons. Bases 121 to 1359 code for a protein of 412 amino acids. NCBI's taxonomy places the organism in Eukaryota, Fungi, Ascomycota, Dothideomycetes, Mycosphaerellales, Teratosphaeriaceae. The record is from RefSeq and is a predicted model, not a curated record.